AUGCUUCAUCAAGUAUGUGAUGCAUGUGUACAUCAACAUAUUGUAUCAGCCCUUGAAUCAUGUUUAAUAAGUUCUGUAACAUGUCCGCAAUUGGGUUGUCGUGUUAUUAUUUCACCGUCUGCUAUAUGUGAUAUUUUAUUAAAAUAUAACAAUCAUAAUUUAUUAAAUAAUUAUUUACGUAAACAAGAUUGUAAAGGAUCAAGUGACGAGUGGGUUCAACGUUUUACUUUACGAUGUCCAAGUUGUAAUGUACCAAUCCAAAAAAAUGGGAGUUGCAAUCGAAUGCUUUGCAGUCGAUAUUCAGAAGCAAGUUUAUGCAACGGUUUGAAAUAUAAAUGUGGUGCAAAAAAUUGUGUUGGUGAAUCAAAAUUUGACUUUUGGCAUGAUUAUAUCAAAGAAAAGAUUAGAAAAUUAGGAGAAGAACAAAUAUAG
Rotaria sordida is the source of this 432-nucleotide messenger RNA. The record is from the annotation of a GenBank genome assembly. Lineage: Eukaryota; Metazoa; Rotifera; Eurotatoria; Philodinida; Philodinidae.